Molecule: messenger RNA, 3416 nt
Organism: Onychostoma macrolepis
Lineage: Eukaryota; Metazoa; Chordata; Actinopteri; Cypriniformes; Cyprinidae
Product: E3 ubiquitin/ISG15 ligase TRIM25
Exons: 7
Coding region: 63-2216 (717 amino acids)
Molecular function (GO): protein binding; zinc ion binding
Source: RefSeq, a predicted model, not a curated record
CUGUGUUAGGUCAGUUUCGUUUCUUCGAUCGUGAGGCGUCUGCUGUAAAAAACGCUUUAAAUAUGGGCGCAUCUAAUGACAAACCUCUGAAAUGUCCUCUGUGUUAUGAGGAGUGUCGGGAGCAGGUGACGCUGACCUGCACUCACAGCUUCUGUCGGGUUUGUAUCAGAGAGUUGUGGAGCGGAUCUCAGACCGGACCGUAUUACUGCCCUGAGUGUAGGUACGAGUACCAGCAUCUGCCGGACUAUACCGACGGAGCGUCAACAUCUGCAGCCACACCAGACACACAUUGGCCAUUCGGAAAGAAGCUGUACAGCCGGCACUCAAAGAAAUGGCACGGGAAGAGGAAGUUCAGUUCAGCUUUCCACAGCAGUGGACACAGACUGGGCUCAGCUCCAUCUAAUAACACCGUCAGUGACUAUGACGUAAUCAGAAUCAUUGACUCUGAUGAAGACACAUCAAUACCACGGAAAAGAAAGGCCACAGCAGACGAAUGCUCUUCUGGAAGCCAGUCUCCAUCAAUGGUUUGGGGGACCACCUCUACGAAUGAGACAUCCUCACAACACACGCCUCCAGACACAGAUGAGAUGCCAUCUGCUCAUGUAGAAUCAUCUCCUGAGAGGAACACAAGUUCCCCUCAGCAAGACCAGCAUCCUGUGGCUUCCUGCAGUGACACCGGCUCACCCAGGACGAGCAACACACCUCAGGGAGAGAAAACCCCCUCACCAGCAGUCAGUGCCACCUCUCAUACACCUGGAAGGCAGGAAACAGAUUUUAACAGUGGAGAGCCCCUCGUUAUCUCAGCAGCAUCAUCGUCAGGCAGACUUUUCAGGAGCAGUUCUGUGCCUUGCCAUUACUGUCCCAGUUCAGAACAGAAGGUGGCGGUAAAGACCUGCCUGGUUUGUGGGGCCUCCAUGUGCUCCGAGCACCUGCGGGCACACCUGGAAAAGCCGGUUUUCCAGAACCACCCGCUGGUGAACGCUGUGGAGGAUGUGUCUCUCUGGAGAUGCCAGGAGCACCAGGAGAUGAACCGGAUCUACUGUCGCUCAUGUGCAGUGUGUGUUUGUACUGUGUGCUCCUUGGUUGGUUCACACAAGGGACACGAGUGCAUCAGCAUUCGCGAGGCAGAGCAGGAGCUCAGGGGUUCACUGAAGGAUGAGAUGAAAAAAAUAAAAAAAACUGAAAAGUCCAUUCAGGAAAAACUCUCUGAGCUCAGUGAUAAAAAACGUGGUGUCCAGGAAGGGCUGGAGGACGUGCGGGCGGCCGUAUUGCAGCAGUAUCAGGCCAUGCGGGUAGCUCUGGAGCAAGAGGAGGAGCAGGCUUUACUCUGUGUGACCCAGGAAGAGGACAGAGUGCUGGGAAGCACUGAAAAGCAGCUGCAAACAUUACAGGGUGCCUUGAUAUCUAGCCAGAGUAUAUUAAACACCCUGCAGGGAAUGACCAAUGCUGAAGGGGCGUCUAAGUACCAGGAUCAGGCCUUCAUCAUGGAAUACAGCAAGAUGGCAGGACAACUGGCUGAAUUGUCUGAUCCUGUACAAAAUCUUGAGACACCCGAAGAGAUAAACCAUAACCGGCUGGACUGUCUUAAUGAUUGGACUGAGAGGAGACUGGAGACUGUGCUCCUAUCACUGCCUCAUCGAGACCCUUUCAGACUGCUGUAUGGGAUAAGCCCAACUCUAGAUCCUGAUACUGUCCAUCCGAAGCUGGUGCUGUCAGAUGAGAACAGGACGGUGCAGUACAGUGAGACCCAGCAGGACUACCCCGAGCAGGAGUCACGCUUCAACAUUUUUCCUCAGGUGUUGGGCUCUCAUGCCAUAGACGGAGGCUGCUGCUACUGGGAAGUUGAGGUCUCUCUGGAUGAGGGCCGCUGGAAGGUGGGCGUCUGUGAUGGACAGAUAGGCAGAAAGGGACAAAAGGACAUCUGCCGUAUUGGUUUCUACCCUAAUUCUUGGUGUUUAAUUUAUGAGAAGGGAAAGGUGGAAGCCCUACACGAUAAGGUAGCUUCACCUGUGUGUUCUGCAGAACUCCGGAAGGUCGGGGUGCUGCUGAAUUUUAACGAGGGUCGUUUGUCUUUUUAUAGCGUGGCCAGGGAGGGAUCUCUUUCUUUGCUCUACAGUUUUGAGCAUACGUUCACUGAGCCACUGUAUCCGGCACUGGCGGUUUCUAAAACGCAGCUCAGCAUCUGUGAUAUAUUUACCAAGACCGCUACAGACUAGACUAUGUUUGUGCUUUUAUGAAAGGCUUUAUUAUCAUGUUAAAGGAAUACUUUUUUUUUUUACUUAGGCUAUCCAAGAUGGAUGUGACUUUCUUUCUCCAAUAUAACAGUAGCAGAUUUUUAGCUGUGCCCAUCAUCCUUUGUGAUUUAUAAAAUGAAAAACACAAAAUUAACCCAUGCGGCUCCUGAUGAUAUAUUGAGGGUCUGUGCAAGAAACUGAACAUUAUUUACAUUUUUUCCUUAGCCUCAGACAAAUGUGCGAAUGUGAAAUUACGCCAUUGUGGUUUACAACAGGAUCAAAAGAAAAUACCAUUUCGAACAAUACAAGCAUGCAAACAUCAAAUGAGAGAAAGAGUGAGAAUGCGGGACCAUUUAUCUGAGGCUAUGAAUCACAGGUAAUAAUGUUUAGUUUCUUGCACAGACUAAUCGUUUCACUUCAUAAGACCUCAAAAUAUCAUCAGGAGCCACUGGGAUUCAUUUUGUGUUUUUGUAGUGAUUUCUUUCCUCUCAAAGUGACUUGUAUGAAUCACCAAAGACCAUGGGUUUAGCUAGAAAUCAUCUUUAAUGUUCUACUGAAGAAAAAAGUCACCUAUAUCUUGGAUGGCCUGAGGGUGAGUAAAUAAACAGCAUUUUUUAUUUACUAUUGAACUAUUCCUUUAAGCAAUACAAAUCAUUUUUACAGUCCACAAAACAUAAUUUCCAAGUCGCAACUGCUGAACCCGAGUGUAAGAGGUUUUGAAAACAAUGGCCUAUUUUUUUUCUGAAUGAUUGAUGAUGAUGAUGAUGAUGGUGGUGGUAUUUGCUGGUUUUUAAUGGGUAGGAUUUACAUAUCUGACCUUUUAAAACUCUAUUUCCAUUCCAAAUAUGUUUUAUAUAUCCAUUUAUAUGUCAAUUGGAAAUGGUGUUUUAUCAAAACAAUCUUGCACAGCAUUUUUACUUUUUUCAGCCAUUUCUUGAACUUCUUUUUAUGUUUUUGCUACGAGUAAUUUUAUCACUUGAGAUAAAUAAUUUGUAUUUUUAUAUCGAGUAAAAUAUAAAAUUGCACUAUAUUUACAUGCACACAUAGAAAUCAAAUGAAGGCAAAAUCAAAUGUAAAAAAAUAUCUGAAGACAACAACUAUUCAACAUUCCAAAUGAAACUCAGAGAUUUAGUCUUAUUUCAUAAAUGUAAUAAUAAACACUUUCCAACAUGGAACAUGUUU